GUAGCAGAGCAAGGUCAUCAAGGCACAAGGACAACGGAAGAAGUGAAGCAUUGGGCGGAAUAUAAAGCAAUUGAGCGACAAUUCGGCCUUCGGGUUGGAGUACCGUGUAUGGUCUACCUCGUUACUCCCCACGCGAUUGUCCGACCAGAAACGUAUGACUCUUGUCAUUUCUAGCCCUAUUUGGCGCCAAACAUGCUUCACCUUCAUUCCAUUCACCAAUUCCUGCCUAUUGUUUGCCCAUUGUUCUGCACCUUUGAUGGAUGCUACUCUGCCACACUUCACUUCAAGAUCUAGUACCAGCAUUUUCGAUACAAAGAGUAUUGAAUUUUGCUUGGUACAUAUUUCAACUGGCUGCACGCCCUACAAUUUUUUAUUCUACUGUUUUCCUAUCAAAAACUCUACCAUUGCAUCGCCAGUUGCGCUGGUGAUUGGCAAUUUACUACCGCAAUUAUUGAAUACAUACUUACAUAAUGAACUUUGAAACAGUGAAUACCUGGAAGAUGAGGGCUAAGGCCCAUGCUAUGGGUCGUCGUAAUUCUGGUGGUAGUGCCAGAUUUAAUCCCUUUAGACACAUUUCCUAUGGAACUCCAAAGCGGGCCAAUACGAUGGAUGCUGCAGAGCAAGGAAAGGCACCUCGCGAAGCCGUUCCGGGACAGCUCAACCCCACUACGAGUGCUCCAGGUCGUCUCCUGACACCGAUUCAGCAGUCAGCAAGGAAUAGCAAGGAGCUAGAUGGUAGCCCAGAGCAGACCGAGAUAUACAAUUCUCAGGCGCCGACACUACCAAACGACACCGAUGGCGCUAGUAUACGACAACGUACUACCCAAGAGAUUACUUCCAAACCCCAGACGCCGAACACUAUCAAGGAAGCUGCCGAGGAAGACAAGUCAAAGAAGAGAAGAGACGAAGGUGGCUUUUUCAAGCAUAUCGAGCCAACCACUCCUUUCACCGUCCGCAAUCAGAUCCAGAGAGUAUUCUUUGGAUCACCUAUUAAUAUCUUGGCGCUAGCUGCCCCUGCAGGUAUCGCGCUAUAUUUUAUAGGAUACGAUGGUAAGGUCGUAUUUGCCGUGAACUUCAUAGCCAUUGUUCCGCUUGCUGCUAUGUUGAGCAACGCCACCGAAGAGAUUGCCAUGCGAACAGGAGAGGUUUUGGGUGGUCUUAUCAACGCGUCUUUCGGUAACGCUGUCGAGCUAAUCGUGGCUAUUAUCGCUCUUACGCAGAACAAGAUCAAGGUCGUGCAAACGUCGCUCGUUGGCAGUAUCCUGUCGAAUCUUCUCCUCGUCUUAGGGUUCUGCUUUUUCUGCGGAGGUAUAAAUCGCAAAGAGCAGUUCUUCAACACGACCGUUGCCCAGACCGCCGCCAGUCUGUUGGCCUUGGCUGUCGGAAGUCUUAUCGUACCCACAGUUUUUGCGCAUACCGACGACCUCAACUCUGGUUCCAUCAUACUCCCCACAGACGCAGUUCCUAGCCUGUCUCACGGCGUUGCGAUUAUCUUAUUGAUCGUAUACGCAUCCUACCUCUUCUUCCAGAUGAAGACCCACGUCACGAUGUUUAAUGAACAAAGCCAGAAAGUCGCAGGAAAGCCACUCUUUAAGAAGAGUCUACCCGAGAACGCUAUUGCAUCUGGAAUCGCCAGGGUGGGCGCUGGGGUCGCAAUGGACAUUCGUAGUGAGAACGGUGAAUCGAACAAGAUAAUGAAGGAUCCUGAGAUUGAAGAGGAAGAGGAGGAAGGACCUCAGCUGAGCUUUGCUGUCGCUUUUGCCACCCUCAUCGGUGCGACCGUGAUUAUUGCGCUCUGCGCAGAAGGAAUGGUUAAUGGUAUCGAGGCCAUUACCUCAACGGGCGCUGUCAGCGAAGAAUUUGUUGGUCUUAUUCUUCUUCCUAUCGUCGGAAACGCCUGCGAGCAUGCCACUGCUGUUACUGUCGCUAUCAAGGACAAGAUGGAUUUGGCCAUUGGUGUCGCUAUUGGUUCUUCCAUGCAGGUUGCUCUGCUUCUUAUCCCAUUGCUCGUUAUUAUCGGCUGGGGUAUGGGCAACCAAGACAUGACUCUAGCUUUCGACACAUUCCAGGUUAUCGUCCUCUUCGUCUCGGUUCUUCUGGUCAACUACCUGAUCGGUGAUGGAAAGAGUCAUUGGCUUGAAGGGCUUAUUUUGACGUGUCUAUACGCUAUCAUUGCUACUUGUGCAUGGUUCUACCCUACGAUCCCCGAAGGUGAAUCGGGUUGAAACAUGAACCCUGGACACCAUCGUUUAACGCUUCUUUCCUCCGAGAAUCUCCACAGCCAACUUUCGAUUCCUUUGUACAAAUCGAAAUGGAAUUACUCGAAUUCGAUAUCCAGACUGUAUAUACAAGACCGACCCUUUCACUUCUAUGGCGUUCUAGUCAUUCGAACACUUUAGACUCGAUACUUGACUACUAAUCUAGAAGGCUGAGUCGCCUCAACGCUGUACUACCAACCGAUUAUACCACGGGUAAUUCUUUUUUAAAGGGAGGCGGCG
Messenger RNA from Annulohypoxylon maeteangense, 2498 nucleotides. Its product is annotated as Calcium/proton exchanger. Lineage: Eukaryota; Fungi; Ascomycota; Sordariomycetes; Xylariales; Hypoxylaceae. Bases 471 to 2225 code for a protein of 584 amino acids. Gene Ontology annotation, cellular component: fungal-type vacuole membrane. Gene Ontology annotation, biological process: intracellular calcium ion homeostasis; calcium ion transmembrane transport. The record is from RefSeq and is a predicted model, not a curated record. Gene Ontology annotation, molecular function: calcium:proton antiporter activity. The transcript is spliced from 3 exons.